Messenger RNA from Cannabis sativa, 1398 nucleotides. RefSeq lists its product as uncharacterized. NCBI's taxonomy places the organism in Eukaryota, Viridiplantae, Streptophyta, Magnoliopsida, Rosales, Cannabaceae. The record is from RefSeq and is a predicted model, not a curated record. The transcript is spliced from 2 exons. Bases 175 to 1122 code for a protein of 315 amino acids.
CUAGGUUUCUUUCUCAAUCGCAAAAUCAUCUCUCAGCUCUGACGAUCGACUACUUACUCUCACCAUCCAUCGCACCACUCUUCUCCGUCACCGACUGCCGAUGCCAUUCUUCUAGCUCCGGCAUAUUCAAGUAAACAUUUCAUAAAUUUUAUCUUUUUCAUUCGUUUCAGCAAGAUGAACCAACAGAUUGAAGGGGCUAAUGCUUUUUCGUCUGGAGAGCUCCCCAUGAAGCGGAAACGAGGACGGCCGCGUAAGGACGGAAGUUUGGUCAAGGGGGAGAGCAUCCAGACGGUGGCUGGUUCUGAGAGUGUGAAGAAAAGUAGACUAAGUUUGGGUUCAGGUGAUGGGGUUGAUAAAAUGGUUGGUCAGGUGGUUUCAGGUGUAAUUGAGGGUUCAUUUGAUGAUGGAUAUCUUCUUAAUGUGAAGGUAGGUGACACUGAUACUGAGCUCAGGGGUGUUGUUUUUCUUCCGGGGCAUUUCACUCCAGUUAAUCCAACAAACGAUGUGGCUCCUCUUGUUCCUAUGUACAAAAGAAAAGAGAUGCCAAUCCCAACUCUCAAUCCACAUCCCCAGCCUUCCGGUUCUGCACACCCAGAAAACAGCAAUAAGCAAUCUGCUGAGGUGAAAAAUCAAGCACCUAAAUUUACAGACCGAAGCCAACAUUCUCAAUUUCAGCCUGUUGUUUUAGUGGCACCUGAACCAGUUUCUGAGAGAAGGUCUGAUAUUGAAACAUCCACAGUGGUGAAAGGACCUAAUGAAGUAGGCACAAAAAGAAGUUCAGAAGUUGAACCUUCACUUGCACCAGUUUCUGAGAUAUUGCCUGGUACAGAAACAUCCAUACAGGUGAAAGGACUUGACAAUGUGAAGGUAAACAAAAAAUCAAAAGUGGUACACACACCUCCACCAGCUAUUAUCUCUCAGGGCAUUGAAGCUGUUGGUGAGAAGUCUAAGAAUCAAGAUCAGGUUUUGAGCUCCGACACUAGAAAGAGUUAUCUACAGGGCGAGAUGAAAAUUCCGAAUUUUGAACUCAACCAACCACCUCCAACUGUGCUUUCUAAGUCAGAGAAGAAAUCAGUCAACAAUGGCUAUGGAGAAGGUGUACUGCAAGGAACAGAAUCUUAAAUCAUGCAUUUGCAUUUUCUUUGUUGUUAUAGAGAAAUGGAGAAAUGAAGGUGGAAGAUGGAUACUAGUUAUGCCCAGUGUAGUAAGGAUGAAGACUAAGACACAGAGUUUAGUUAUAGAUGCAUAUAUUACUUUUCUUAGGGACUCUUUCUGUUCACAUCUCAAGAAUGGUUUUUUCAUAACCAUCUGUUUUAAUUUUAUUGUUUUUAAGUUUUCAUCUCUCUUCUCUAUGCAUAUGGGAUUUUAUGUUUUUCUACUUAUUAUUGGCUUCUUGAA